Messenger RNA from Colletotrichum navitas, 2285 nucleotides. Its product is annotated as cytochrome P450. The record is from RefSeq and is a predicted model, not a curated record. Gene Ontology annotation, molecular function: monooxygenase activity; iron ion binding; oxidoreductase activity, acting on paired donors, with incorporation or reduction of molecular oxygen. Bases 382 to 2052 code for a protein of 556 amino acids. The transcript has 6 exons. Lineage: Eukaryota; Fungi; Ascomycota; Sordariomycetes; Glomerellales; Glomerellaceae.
GUCAAGGUUAUCGGGAUGACCCAUGGGUAUCACGUCGCGAUAUUGGCUUGUACUUCACAUCAACCAGUACGACCUUCCGCGGUGAAGCGAUGGACAACGCAGACUGUGCCAGAUUACGCUAGCUUACACCUCAACUAAUGGACACUAGUCAUUGUAUGUGGCAUUCGGCUUUUCUCAGGUUGCCACCGGGUAGUGAGUCUAGACUGGACCCAAUCAUGGAAGGGAGAGCCAUGCCGGAUUCGAUGAUAGCAUAGCUGGUGUAUGUAAACCGACUUUGAGCUCGAGUGCAGUCUUAUGCCCAAGUGAUAGACUCGCAGAUCGCCAGUCGGUAAGAUUUGAGCUUCAACGAAUCUCUCAAGCACACACACACAUGCAUUCGCCAUGAACUCCAUGAUGAAUGUAGUUUUCGGUUCCGGUUACCAGGACGCUAUCUUCUGCGGCCUUGGACUUCUGUGCGGUUUUGCUGUCCAUCGGGGAAUCUUCAUCCAUGGCGAAUGGCACGUACAGGCACCUCAGAUUCUGUUGGGUCACUUGUGGCUCUUUGCUUGUUUCGCAGGUCUGAGCAGAUACUACGGUGGCACUACGAUCGGGGAGCUCUCUCGUUCGCUGCUGAUUCUGUCUUCCGGAUAUCUUCCUGGCCUCUUUGCCAGCAUCACCUUAUACAGAGUCUUUUUCCAUCAGCUCAGCACCGCCGGCUUCAAGGGUCCGUGGUACGCCCGCAUCACGAAGCUCUGGCAUGUCUGGGCCUGCAGAAACUGCAAGAACCACUUGGUCUUGGAGAGUUUGCAUGAGCAAUAUGGAGAUUUCGUGAGGACAGGACCCAGUGAGAUCACCGUCUUCCACCCGGGAGUCUUCAUGGCUGUGGAUGGUCCCCGAUCCGAAUGCAUCAAGGCCGAGUGGUACGACAUUCUGCACCCCGACAGAGCGCUCGUUACGACACGCGUCAAGCCUAUCCACGCUGCUAGGCGCCGUGAGUGGAACUAUGGUUUCUCGGCACAAGCCCUCGUCCAGCACGAGACGAAGAUCCUCAAGUGGAUUGAGCAGCUCGACAUGUGCAUCGAGGCGAAUGCCAAAGCCAAUGUCCCUUCCGAAGUUCGCGACUUGUUCUUCUGGUUCGGUUUCGACGUCAUGGGCGACUUUGUCUUUAGCAAGUCGUUUGACAUGCUGCACCAGCAGCAGUGGCAUCACAUCAUUGUGCGGCUGCAACGCGCCCUGUCUCUCCUGGGCCCGUUCAGCCCGGCUCCAUGGCUGAUCCAGGUCGGCUUCAAGCUCGGUCCACGGGUCAGCGUCCUCAAGGACUGGUUUGACAUGGUUGCCUGGUGCGAGCGACAGAUGCGUGUUAGACUUGACCCUGCGACCCCGAAGGCGGGCGCGCCGGAUCUCGCCCAUUACCUGAUGGAGCUUCACCACGAUCAGACUGAGCAGCCUGACAGCUUGACGUGGAUUUUCGGCGACAGCCUGCUUGCUAUUGUGGCUGGAAGCGAACCUACAGCUGCCGCUCUCAUCGGCGUCUUUUGCGAGAUAGCCAAGCACCCGGAGCAUGCCGACAAAGUCUACGCGGAACUGGAAGACGUCGACGUGACCAACCUGAAGGUCCUCACCAGCCUCCCUCAUCUCAACGCCGUCAUUAACGAGGGUCUCCGUCUGUACCCCGCCCUCCUCACGGGCGGGGCCAGGAAGACGACGGAAAACGGGGCGGCGAUCGGUGGGACGUUUAUACCGCCUAACACGACCAUCAUCGCCCCGCGCCACGUGAUAUCUCGAAGAGAGGACUGUUUUGAGAAGGCCAAUGACUUCGUCCCCGAGAGAUGGACCACCAAGCCGGAAAUGAUCCGCAAUGCAGCAGCUUUUGCGCCAUUCGGCACAGGUCACCACAGCUGCCUGGGACGCUUCCUUGCCACAGACACCAUGCGGUUCGUUGUUGCGAGGCUGAUCAAGAAGUACCACAUCCGCCUGGCACCAGGAGAGACGGGAAACCGCGUCUUUGACGAAAUCAGGGACCAGUUUACAUCAAACCCGGGACCCUUGUCUCUGUGUUUCGAAUUGAGAUGAGCGGGCUACGUUACGUGCAGAAACCUAAACACACAUGCAUAAUAGCUUAUAUACUGAACCGCCGAAGGGUUGAACAACCUCCACUAGUAAUGCGAUUUUAAAUCACCUGGACGUGGUUUGUUCCUUCGUGCUGCAUGUCUCCAAAACGCUGAUUCAUUGAGCGAUGAAGUGCUUUACCCCUACGAUUCAUUGAGUGGGUACUUUACUGCUUGCUACUGCUACAACAUGAGCCC